Lactuca sativa (garden lettuce) is the source of this 576-nucleotide messenger RNA. NCBI's taxonomy places the organism in Eukaryota, Viridiplantae, Streptophyta, Magnoliopsida, Asterales, Asteraceae. The record is from the annotation of a RefSeq genome assembly.
AUGAGAUUGAGUUCCACGAAUAUGCAGGCUAGAAAGAUGCUAUUUGCUGCUAUUCUAUCUAUUUGUGCAUCAAGUUCGAAGAAGAUCUCAAUCUAUAAUGAAGAAAUGAUAGUAGCUCGUUGUUUUAUAGGCUUUAUCAUAUUCAGUCGGAAGAGUUUAGGUAAGACUUUCAAAGAGACUCUCGACGGGAGAAUCCAGGCUAUUCAGGAAGAAUCACAGCAAUUCCUCAAUCCUAACGAAGUAGUUCCUCCGGAAUCCAAUGAACAACAACGAUUACUUAGGAUCAGCUUGCGAAUUUGUGGCACCGUAGUAGAAUCAUUACCAAUGGCACGCAGUGCGCCUAAGUGCGAAAAGACAGUGCAAGCUUUGUUAUGCCGAAACCUAAAUGUUAAGUCAGCAACACUUCCAAAUGCCACUUCUUCCCGUCGCAUCCGUCUUCAGGACGAUCUAGUCACAGGUUUUCACUUCUCAGUGAGUGAAAGAUUUGUCCCCGGGUCUACGUUGAAAGCUUCUAUAGUAGAACUCAUUCGGGAGGGCUUGGUGGUCUUAAGAAUGGUUCGGGUGGGGGCUGAAUAA